Solenopsis invicta (red fire ant) is the source of this 2094-nucleotide messenger RNA. RefSeq lists its product as uncharacterized. The record is from RefSeq and is a predicted model, not a curated record. The transcript has a single exon. Gene Ontology annotation, biological process: proteolysis. The coding region runs from base 1 to 2094 and encodes 697 amino acids. NCBI's taxonomy places the organism in Eukaryota, Metazoa, Arthropoda, Insecta, Hymenoptera, Formicidae. Gene Ontology annotation, molecular function: aspartic-type endopeptidase activity.
AUGGAGGAACUCGUCGCAAUGCAGCAGAUUGCGUUGCAGACAGUGGUGAAAGCCCUGUCUAAUUUCAAGAAGAUCGGGAAGCCGAAUUACACGCCGGCGAAAAUACGAUCUCGCAUCACCGCCUUGAAGGAAGCCUGGACGCAGUGCACGAAUAGACAUGCCGCUCUACUGCAAGCAGUUCCUGCCGACGAACGAUCGAAGUCCACGUAUUUCACGCAGGACGAUUACGGGAAGCACGAGGAGCUCUACCUAAUGGCGCUGGACUACAUGAACGAGUGUCUGGAGGAGCUGGAGCCUCCCGUGUCCACCUCACCAUUGGCAAGCUCGUCGCAUCAUUUCUGCGCGCCCGCACCGGUAUCGUUGCAACAUUUACCGCCUAUUAAUAUUCCUCCAUUUUCCGGGAAAGCAGAGGACUGGGAAAGUUUUCGAGAUAGAUUCACAUCCCUUAUUAUUCUCAAUAAGGACUUAACCGCAUUCCCUCGGAUGCAUUUUCUAGCAUCCAGCUUGUCAGGUCGUGCUCUCGAUACUAUCAAAACUAUCCCAGUCACUGCAGAUAAUUUCGAUAUUGCGUGGAAAACUUUAACUUCGCGUUACGAUAAUAAGCGCCGUCUAAUCGAAAUUCACGCGUCCGCUUUAUGUAAUUUGCCGAGCGUCAAUUGCGAAUCGGCAUGCGAGUUAUCCGAGUUGCGGGAUAAAGCUAAUCGUGCCAUAGCAUCGCUAAAGAGAUUAAAUCGCUCCUCGGAUGAAAUUUUAAGUGACAUUCUAAGUCACCACGUCACGCAGAAGCUCGAUCCAGCAACCCGGAAGGCGUGGAGAUUGAAAGGUGAUGAUGCGAUAAUUCCUACGUACGAGGAUCUCGAUCGUUUUCUCGCGCAUCGCGUUCGCGCCUUGGAGGAGCUCACUCCUCUCGGCUCAGCCAAGUCCUCGCGAUCGGUAAAAUCGUCGAGCGCCAUGGUAGCGACGGCUUCGAUCUCGCCGUGUCCACUCUGCAAAUCGGCCCACUUCUUGAAUAAGUGCCCUCAAUUCGUGCAGAAGAGUCCGAGCCAGAGAUUGGAGAUCGCGAAACAGCAUCAACGAUGCGUUAAUUGCUUCAGUGCUAAGCACGCCGUCUCAGCGUGUCCAAGCCGUUUUUCAUGUCGUCACUGUCAAAAACGACAUCAUUCCAUGCUCCAUCUUGACUCGGCCUCUUCCGCUACUGCGACAGUUAGUGCAUCCGAUUCCGAGACCCCGGCGUCGAACAAUUCCGAUAAGUUUCCGAAAACAGGGGCAUUAUGCGCGAUGUCGGCAAAUCUCGCCCGACCGCCGGUAGUCCUCGCCACUGCACGCGUGUUCGUCGGACCUCUCGCCGGUCAUCAAGUCGCUGCACGAGCAUUGAUUGACACCGGAGCGGAACUCACACUCGUUGCGGCUCAUUUAGCAACAAAAUUAAAACUGCGUCGGUUCAUACUGCCUACCGCCUUGUCCGCCGUCGGCGGCCUUGACGCGGGCAUUCAUCGUUACGCCGCGCACAUUAAAAUCUCACCGAUCGACGGGAUCGAGCCGCCGGUCGUUACAACAGCGACGAUUUUAAGUUCGCUUGCUAGUUACUCGUCAGCGUCUAUUCAAUCUCCUCUUCAAUGGGAUCAUCUCGCGGAUCUCACUCUCGCAGAUCCAAAUUCUUCAAGUACAGAUCCCAUUGAUCUCAUAAUCGGCGCUGACAUCUACGCAGACAUAAUGCGAGAUGGCGUUCGCAGAGGAUCUCGCGGUCAGCCUAUUGCUCAAGAAACGAUCUUCGGCUGGAUUGUUCAAGGCCGCACGCCUCUGUCGAAUUCGUCUCGUCGGACCAUUACAGUGCAACAUUGUACGAUCGCGGAAUCCGUUUCACUCGAUAGCGAAUUGAGAAGAUUUUGGGAAAUCGAGGAAAUUCCGAGGCACACGAUACUCAGCCCGGAAGAGCAGAGAUGCGAGAAUUAUUUUUUAACUUCUCAUUCGCGCACUCCCGCCGGUCAGUACAUCGUUCGUCUGCCGUUCAAGAGUGGUCCUCCCAUCGAUAUUGGUACCUCGCGCGAUGCCUCAAGACUUUGCUACGCCGUCUUCAAGCCAAUUUCGAUUUAA